AUUAAAAGUGACAUCGUUCGAUUCGUCCUACAAAUAAUGUCAAGCUCCAUUUUCUGGAGGCCGUACGUGAAAUUAAUCCAACCCACAUCUUAUAAAAAUCAAACGAUAUCCACAAUACCCCUUCGUCAUCGUCGUCCCCAGCUAGCUAUAUCCCCUGCAGCAUCACAUCAUCUGCAAAAUUCUUCAUGCACCCUAGCUACUACCUUAGCUCGCAUUGAUCCAUCCAUCCAUCCAUCCAUGGAGGACUACGCCCAAACCAACCUGAUCUCGAGAGGCCAUGGCCAUCAUCAUCAACCCGAGCUCAUGAAGGAAUUCCCUUUCCUCAGCCUCAUUUCAUCUACCUCUUCUUGCAUCAGCAGCAGUGGUCAGCAGCAGCAGCAGCAGCAAGAUGAUGAUGGCCAUGGCGGCCAUGAUCGUCAUCAGCUGCUCCGGUACGGUUGCUGCAGCUGCAACAAACAGCAGGAGGAAGAGGAGGAGGAGGUCACGGUUGCCUUGCGCAUAGGCCUACCGGCCGUCUCGUCGGCGUCGGCGUCGCCGUCGCCGGCGAUGGCGAACCAUGGGGCUAGUGCUUCUAGUACAGGAGUUGCUGGAGAUGAUGGCGGCGGCGGCGCCAUGGCCGGCGUGGGUGUGGAGGUGGAGAGCGUGCGGAGGAGCGGCGGCGGUGGCGGCGGCGGGCAGUACUGGAUCCCGACGGCGGCGCAGAUCCUCGCCGGCGCCACCCAGUUCUCCUGCCCCGUCUGCCGCAAGACCUUCAACAGAUACAACAACCUCCAGAUGCACAUGUGGGGGCACGGGUCGCAGUACCGGCGAGGCGGGACGGCGGCGCUGCGCGGGGCGCAGCCGACGGCGAUGCUCCGGCUGCCGUGCUACUGCUGCGCGGCGGGGUGCCGCAACCACAUCGACCACCCGCGGGCGCGGCCGCUCAAGGACUUCCGCACCCUGCAGACGCACUACCGCCGCCGCCACGGCGCCCGCGACUUCGCCUGCCGCCGCUGCGCCAAGCGCUUCGCCGUCCGCGGCGACUGGCGCACCCACGAGAAGAACUGCGGCCGCCUCUGGCGCUGCGCCUGCGGCGCCCACUUCCGACACAAGCGCUCCCUCAACGACCACGCACGGGCCUUCGGCGCCGCCCACGCCCACGCCGGCGCCGGCGCCGGCGCCGAAGACGACGGCCGCGCCGCCGCCGCCGCCGCCGGUGUGCUGCGAUGACCUUAAUUUAUAUAUAUGUGAGUGCGAAAUUAAUUAGCUGAUUAUUGGUUAGUUUCAGGUUAUUUUUUUAGUAGAAAAUUAAUUUGUUUGUGAUCGAUCAUAUAUAUAUGUGGAGGACUCUCUUAAUUGUUUUUUUGUUUGGUUUGAUUUGAUUUGAUGUGUAUUGCAUGCAAUUUGCAGUUUGGGUGUGAGAUCUUAAUUAUAUUAAUUAAACACUAUAUAUAUACA
Molecule: messenger RNA, 1437 nt
Organism: Oryza sativa Japonica Group (Japanese rice)
Lineage: Eukaryota; Viridiplantae; Streptophyta; Magnoliopsida; Poales; Poaceae
Product: zinc finger protein WIP2
Biological process (GO): anatomical structure development; regulation of gene expression
Cellular component (GO): nucleus
Molecular function (GO): DNA-binding transcription factor activity
Source: RefSeq, a predicted model, not a curated record